This is a messenger RNA of Piliocolobus tephrosceles (Ugandan red Colobus), 669 nucleotides long. RefSeq names its product proline-rich protein 20A-like. Bases 1 to 669 code for a protein of 222 amino acids. The transcript has 2 exons. The record is from RefSeq and is a predicted model, not a curated record. Lineage: Eukaryota; Metazoa; Chordata; Mammalia; Primates; Cercopithecidae.
AUGGAGGAACCAAGGCGUUCAAAGCGACUGUGCUACAUGGCCCCUAAUCAAGCCUCAGGUGGGCAUCCUACAGAGCCAGGCUGCUCUGUUGUGGACCCUGAAGACUCCUCAGAAGUAGAUGGGCCCGCAGAGCCAGCCCAACCCUCAAAACCCAUUGCCUACGUGAAACCCUUGAGACGGGAGCCCCCAGCUCGCACAGAGUCGGCUCCUCCUGCAGAGAGAGGUCGGCGGCGGGGAGGAAGCCAGCGGGCAGGGAGAGGGCGAGGCCGUGGCAGAGGGCGUGGGCCCCGCAGGGACGCUGGCCAGAGACAGGGGGCAGAACGCUUGCUGGGACCAGACAUGCACAUCCAACUGCACCACUCUGGAGAGCCAGGUCACCCGGGGGAACCGGAAAUCAGGGAGACCUCAGCCUUCUCUUUUCGUGAAACAGCUCCUGUGCCUAGAACUGUGGAAGGCCCAGGACCCGAAGUGGCCCAGCCUGAGGUGGGGCAUCAGGAGCCGCCCCCUGUCUUUGGCCCUGAAGCUGUUGCCCGGGAACCCAUGUUGACCCUCUAUCCCUGCAUCGGGUUUAGGGCUCUGGGUGGCUCAGAUGUUUUACAGGUCAUUCAAACCCCCAGUGGCACCUAUGUGCAAGGGGUCCCAGUGUUUGUCGCCGACAUUGCAUACUGA